Pelobates cultripes (western spadefoot toad) is the source of this 8880-nucleotide messenger RNA. NCBI's taxonomy places the organism in Eukaryota, Metazoa, Chordata, Amphibia, Anura, Pelobatidae. The record is from the annotation of a GenBank genome assembly.
GUUCACAUCAUAAGUUGACUUCAAUGGCGUUCGGGUUCGGGGUUAAGUUCGGGAUCAAGUUCGAUCACGAACCCGGACUUUUUUUCAAAGUUCGGCCGAACCCGCUGGACCCGAACUUCCAGGUGUCCGCUCAACUCUAACUACAAGCAAAUGUGAAGAUGAUUUGUCAUUUAAAUGUUUAAUAAAAGCAAACAUUCAGGUUUCCCAGUGUAUGAGUCACGUUUGACAAGUUUCAUCCUCUAUUUCUUUGCAGUAACCCUAAAAAAUACAACUGCUGAUUCUGUAAUUGAAGGAUUCUUGAUCCAAGCUCGCGAUGGAAGCAGUACUACCCCAAUUGGUUCUUUUCAGGUCAGCGGAAAUGAUGUGCAGAUGCUAACUUGCACCACUGCAGCGGUACGUCCUUAUACUUUCUAUAUGACAAAAAAUAGUUUUUUGCAUUUCCCUUCCUGUAGUGGUACCCAAUGACCUCGGCAUGCCUGGUCCUUUGCUCAUUAUCAAUAUUAUUUUAUUUUCUCCCCACUGCUUUGGUAAGUCUUUACUGCACCAGUGCAGGAUAUACAUUAACUGUGGCAAUAUAAUCCAUAGGCAUCAAGGUCAUGUGACUUUACAAGCUCAUGAUGCACCUGGAGUCAUCCAUAAGUAAACGGUCCUAGGCUUUUUUUGUAGGAACCAGUAGGCUAAAUAUAUUGGACAUGGGUUACAUUUAUUGACAAACCAUUUAAUUGUAGAUUAUACUAGCUUUAGUGUAACUAUAAUCUUAAUUUUAUUAAUGACAGGAGGCAAAUAUUUGCUUAAGUCUCUCUUUACUAGAACUCCACAGCAGCACAUUAACAUAGAGAGAAAAACACCAGAGACAAAAAAACUCAGGAAUCCAUAAAAGGCUUCUCCCAACCAACUAAUUCUUCUUUCACGCUACAACAAAAUAAAGUACAUGAACGAUACACCACAAAUACAAUAACAAGAGAAACAACAUAAGAUAACGAUGAAUGCCAUCCAAAAUUGGAAACGUGGAAACAGUGGAUGAAGCCUUGACCUUUAUCCUGUAGAGUAGUCGGAUCUAAGAACUGUAGCCGAACCAUUAAACUGAAACGAGAUAAACAGUCGAAAACACUGAUUAGCGAAUAAAAUGUACUGAAAAAAACAUGAAUCCCCAUCGUCAAUACUGACAGUAUAAUAUCCCAGAUACCGAGAAAACAUGAAUCCCCAUCAUAACAUACAGACGGUACCAUAUCCCAGAUAAACCCCAACUCCCCAUAUUAACAAACCUAGCCCAGGAGACCAGGAAUAAACAAAAGUCAGUCAAAUCAACAAACCAGGGAAGGGAGAAACUGGGAGGGAAAUAGUCGCCUCCUGUCACUAAUAAAAUUAAGAUUAUAGUUACACUAAAGCUAGUAUAAUCUACAAUUUUAUAACAUGACAGGAGGCUUCAUAUUUGCUGUUUUAACACUCGGACAGCAAAGCCCAAAGAAACACGAUCCGCAGUACCAACCUAACGUAGCGAAGAUAGUUCCCGUAACCGGCAGGAAAAUGUACAAUGUCUUGGAGAAAAACGCCUGCCAUGACAGCGCCUGAAGAUGCCGAGUACCGACUGAAAUGAACCGAAAGGAAACUAAAGUAAAAUGCCCGCAAGGAGAGCAGGGAAAAAUGGAGGGAGAAGGGUGGAGGAAGGCACCUAUACAGACCAGACAGAAAAAGGGGGGGGGGGGAGGUAGAAAGAGCAGGCAAGAAGAAAACACCCGCAGAAGGCACAAUAGAUGACUUCACCUCAUGAAAUAAAUCCCAAAAUCAACACACUAUCAAAUCAUGAAAAUCAAAUCAUACAAUCAAAUCAUGGAAUUUAAGUCAUACAAUUAAAUCAUUAACCUCAAAUCCUAAAAGCAAGUUAUACAAUCAAAUCCUGAAAUCAAAUCAUGAAAACUAAAUCAUACAAUUAAAUCAAAUCUUAAAAACAAAUCAUAAGAUCAAAUACAAGUAAAAGUAUAUAUCCCACAGCCACCCAUAUAAAACAGGAGGCAGUGGUACUCUGACCUGUACUGACUGCGGAGCAGCAAAGAAAGAGGAAUUAGUUGGUUGGGAGAAGCCUUUUAUGGAUUCCUGAGUUUUUUGUCUCUGGUGUUUAUCUCUCUAUGUUAAUGUGCUGCUGUGGAGUUCUAGUAAAGAGAAACUUAAGCAAAUAUGAAGCCUCCUGUCAUGUUAUACAAUUAUAUACUGAUCAGCCACAAUAUUAAAACCACCUGCCUAAUAUGAAGUGGGAAAUUCAUGGAUCAGAUUUGUUGUUCCUGCACAUCCCAUAGAUGCUCAAUUGGAUUGAGAUCUGAGGGAUCUGGAGGCCAAGACAACACCUUGAACUCUUUGUCAUGUUCCUCAAACCAUUCCUGUGGCAGAGUGCAUUAUAUGCUGAAAGAGGCCAUCAAAGAAACCCAUUGCCAUGAAGGGGUGUAUGUGAUCUGCAACAAUGGCAACAUCCACAUGAAUGCCAGGAUCCAGGAUUUCCCAGCAGAGCAUUGGCCAGAGCAUAGCACUGUCUCCGCCAGCCUGCUUUUUUCCCGUAUUGAAUGCUGCUGCCAUCUCUACCUCAGGUAAGAACACAGAGUCGGUCAUUCAUCUCAUAUAAAGGAAAUGUGAUUCAUCGGAUCAGACACCCUUUUUUUACCUUGCUUCAUGAUCCAGGUUCAUCAAUAAGUAUGGUUCAUGUGGCCAUGAUGCAGAAUCACAGAUUUUCCUGCUUGCUUCACUUUUGGUAGGUUUUAACCACUGCAUACCGGGACACUCCACAAGACUUGCCGUUUUGGAGAUGCGCUGAUCCAGUCGUCUAGCCAUCACUAUUUGGCCCUUGUCAAAGUCACUCGGAUCUUUUCGCUUGCCCAUUUUUCCUGCUUCUAAAACAUGAAGUUCAAGAAUUGACUGUUCACUUACUACCCCCUCUUGACAGGUGCCAUUGUGACAAUAUAAUUAAUGUUAUUCACUUCAUGUGUCAGUGAUUUCAACGUUAUGGCUGAUCAGUGAAUAUUUAUUAAAGGGAGUUUGUGAUGAGUAAUGCAUGCAUGAAAGUUAAUCUGUUAAUAAUUACAUCGUUAAUAUUUUCCAAUCUACACAGUAGUGUUUCUACAGUUAUAAUAUAACAGUUUUUAUUCCCUCCUCCCAUUCCACUUGUGGUUGACAGGGGUAUAUCAUAUAUGUUAGGGACCAAUGUAAACAAAAUUAACCCCCUCUACUGCUGAAAACCCCAUCAUCAAUGUCUUUCUUUAUGGUUCAGACCACAGAGGUAAACAUUUUAGGAUCCUCAUUAUCCUAUCAAGGUUGCCUGAAGCCAUUGUCAGGCAUAUAUAUUUCUGUCAUUAUCUAAAUCAAGAGUGGUAUUUAAAGGAAAACAUUUACAAAAGUGUUACUUUUUAUUUUUUAACAGUUUAUUGUAGUUAUUUUCUUUUUUUUAAUGGAGGCUGUGUGAGUCACAUCCAUAGGAUGGCUGGGGCUGUAAAAACAAAUUAACUUAGCUCCUAACUCACAGAGAAUUGAGCAGUGAGACUGCAGAGGCAUGAUCUAUACACCAAAACUGAUUCAUUAAGCUAAAGUUGUUUUGCUAGUUAGAAUAUCCUUUUAAAGUUAUAUACUUACUACAUUGUAAUUCCAUCUAAAUUGUUUGUUUUAUUCACAGAGUGCUGUGAGUCACACAUCAGAUAGCUCGAAAGCACAAGUACAGGUAACGUGGGUGGCACCAAACGCCAAUUAUACAAACCUUCUGUUCAGGUAAUGGAAUUAGAGAGAAAUAGGCUUAACACAAUCUAAGUACUAGGUAUACAUCCAUAUUAAUAAAUGUUAGUGAAUGUCGUGCUGAAAUCAGUCAAGUCAAACACAUUGGGAUACAGGCACAUAAAGCUGACAGAACUAUGCAUGCACAUCAAGAACUGAAAGGAUCAGAAGAAUAAAAAAUGUCCAAAUCUUUGGGCCUUUAUGUGGACCUGUAGAGCCUUACCUGUCUCAUUUAAAUUACUGAUAAAACACCUGUCCCAUAUUCUGAUAGUUUAAGUAUUAAAUAAGAAAACAAUGUUAUAUAAGUUUUAUGCCCAUUUGACCGAUUCUGACAAAGGUUGAAUAUUAUAGACCAGGAUUAGAGAAAUAUAAGUUUUCAUUUAGGCAUUGUACACAUUGCUAUUAUUUUUCAUGUUCCUUUUUUGUUUCCUUUCAUAGUUUUAUUUUACACCUCUUAACCCCUGCUCACUGGCAAUUGUGUAUACAGUAUUGUCAAGGUAUGCAUCCAUACCCUGAAAUCAUGUAUACACGAUUUAAAUAAAUGCAUACAUGUAAAUGAAAUGCUGUGAGCAUCCAAGAGCUGAAUACAGAGAGACCGACUCUCUGUAUCUUGUCCUCUGAGCUGCAACAUCCUUAUGGGAGAGGUAGAGGAGAAAUUAGGGGGACGUUUCUUACAGAGCUAAUAAUGCUGCACUGUGGCCCUAAGAGGUAGGCGGGGGGGUGGGGGCGGGGAGGUCAGCCAUAGCUCCUUCUCACUAUCCCUAUAUUCACAGAGAGCAUGGGAGCUGAUGAACAGAGUCAAGCAGAUAAUCGGAGGGUGGCUGAUAGAGAGCUGAGGGAGGGAAGUGUAAGGGUGCUGUGUGCUGUCAGCACACUGAUUUCCCUGCUCUAUAAACUACACUUCACAUCAUAAUGGAGCAGGGAGGUAGCAUGUGCUGAGAGACUGUUUGAUGGCUGUUGUCAGUCUUUCACAGCACACUAUCACCACUACACCACAAGGGUAAAUGUGUGUGUGUGUGUGUGUGGAUUUCUGACAGUGUGUGUGUGUCUGUCAGCAUGUAUAUCUGUGUAUGUGUCUGACGGUGUAUUUUGGUGUCGGAGUGUGCAUAUAUGUCUCUGAUCAUGUGUUUCUGUGUGUGCCUGAGAAUGUGUGUCUGUUUGUGGCACUGAUAAUGUAUGUUUAUCAUUUUGAAAGUUGUAUUAGUGAUUGUGUCUGGAAUAUCUGUGUGUGUAUGUGUGUGUGUGCAUCUAAAAAAGCAACAUGGGUGCUAUGAUGGUUAUAUCAUAUGAGCAACAUCAUGGCAAUGAUAUUAUUAUAAUAAUUAUACAACACGUAUACAACACUGUUUCCUUUUCUGCAACUUUAUUAUCUGGUAAACUAUUUGUUUUACAGUUUUUCUCUCCAACCAAAAGUUGUUUUUUGUUUCCAUGAAAUAAUGUGCUAUCUAUGCAUACUGAAACGGAAAAUACAUUUAAACAUUACUUUCCAGGACACCCAAAAUAUAUUGGAGGUGUACUUUUUUUUUCAGUAAAGUUGUUAAUUUUUUUCGUUUUUAAUGAAGGUACAAAUGUAAGACAAACUACCAUAUAUACUCGAGUAUAAACCGAGUUUUUCGGCACAUUUUUUAUGCUGAAAAAGCCACCCUCGGCUUAUACUCGAGUCAGUGUCUGUAUUAUGGCAACUUACAUUGACAUAAUACAGACCAGGACCGCCGGGCUCAUUACAAGCCUGGCGGUCCUGUUGGGGGCCGUCAGCGAGCUGUUUCUUACCUUUUCAGCAGCUCCGUUCAUCUCCCAGUGUAAAUCUCGCGACACCCACGUCGUCAGAGUGUUGCCACGGGUCACCGUGGCAACGCUCCAAGCGGCACGGAGACCACGAGAUUUACACUGGGAGAUGAACGGAGCUGCUAUAAAGGUAAAAAACUGCUCGCUGCCGGCCCCCCCACUGUGCAGCCCAUACCACUGGACCACCAGGGAUUGACAUAGCCCCCCUCACCAGGGAUUGACAUAGCCCCCUCCCUGCCCAGGUAACAAGCAGGGAGGGGGGCUAACAAAUAAAAUUAAACAAUUCAAUAUAAAAAUAAUAAAAAUAUUAAAAUAAAAUAAUAAAAAUAUUUAAAUAAAAUAAUAAAAAUAUUUAAAUAAAAUAAUACAAAUAUUUACCCCUUAAGGACACAACUUCUUUAAAAAAAGGGAAUCAUGACGGAAUAUUUCCGUCAUGUGUCCUUAAUGGGUUAAAUAAUAAAAAUACCCUCCCCCCACCCAGUUUGCACACUCUACACAAACACACAGACACUCUGCAUCAUAUACACACACACUGCAUUCACACAAACACAUACUCUGCAUUAGAUACACACACACACACACACACACACACACACUCUGCAUUAUAUAUACACACAUUGCAUUCACACAAACACAUUCUGCAUUAUAUACACACACACUUCAUUCACACAAACACACUCUGCAUUAUAUACACACACUCUGCAUUCACACAAACACACACUCUGCAGUAUAUAUACACACUCUGCAUAAUACACACACACACUGCAUUCAUUAUAUACACACUCUACACACAAACAUUCAUUAUAUACACACUCUACACACAAAAAUUCAUUAUAUACACACACACUACACAAACACACAGCAUUCAUUAUAUACACACACUGUAAAUAAAUAUCCAAAUGUAAUUUUAUUGGGAUCUAAUUUUAUUUCGAAAUUUACCAGUAGCUGCUGCAUUUCCCACCCUAGGCCUAUGCUCAAGUCAAUAAUAUUUUCCCAGUUUUUUGUGGUAAAAUUAGGUGUCUCGGCUUAUAUUCGGGUCGGCUUAUACUCUAGUAUAUAUGGUAGUUCUGUUUAUUUUUUUUUAUUGAGGGUUCUCUUAGUUUAGAUAUAGAAGACCAAGUGUGACAUUUGAACUCACAAUUUUAACUUUUUAAGAAAUGUAUAUAAAAACUAUGCAUUUUCUUGCUUACCAUGACAAUUAUUUGAAGAAAUCAGGUUUCUAAAACUAGCAAAAUAUUAUUAUAGUAAUUUAGUUAAAAUGGCUGCCCUAUAAUUAAUUUCUUUGACAACGGGCUUUUGAGUGCUACACUGUUGUACUGUAAUUCUAUUGAUGCCUUGCUAACAAAGCAUUUGUUGCAUAAUAAUAUUCCUUUUUUCAGGGCUACUGUUGUGCAAAAUGCAACCAUUUUCUGGGAAGGUGUCGUAAGCAACAAGCUCACAUACUCUGGAUCCCUUCAUCUGGUAAGAAAUUAUUGGUCUUUUAAAUUACAUAUAUACAUAGCUAUAUAGUAAUGUAGUUAGAAAAUCUCAAGUCUCUUAUGUUCAACCUAUCACCUUAUCAGCUAUUGAUCCAAAAGAAAGUGAAAAAUCCCCUCUUGAGAUGGUUUCCAACUGUGCAUUAACAGGAAUAAAAUCCCAGUUGACUCUGGAGUGGCAAUCAGAUCACCCAUGUAUCAAUAUGCUUCUACUUACACCUAUAUUACCUACUAUAUACCUUAUUAUAUUUGAACAAAAAAAUCCUAAACGUUUAAUAUGAAAUAUUGUUAUUAUACAUAUUUCUUUUUUAGAAUAUCUAGAAAAAUAUCUAGUUUGCUCUGCUUGCAAAAUAGCUUUUCCCAAUAGACUUCAGUUCAGGAUUUGCUCUGCUAAAAUAAUUCAGCCUUUUGUAUCUUACAGGAUAUACACAAUACAUUCAUUUGGGAAUAAUACAUUUUAUUAUGCUUGGUGAAAGAAUCUUUAACAAAUGCAGGGACUUACAUGUUACAGGCAAUGCAACAAGGGUUAGAUUAAAAAAAAAAACCCACAGACUAUCAUUAAAAUUCACUUAAGCACAGAUUGACACGGCAUCUGAUAAACAAUGCUGUAAUUCCAACAAAACCCAUGGCAUCAUUAUGUUCUUGACAUUACAUCAUUGUUUUGUUGGUGACUGUUCAGAAGUGGGCGUGAGUGUUAAAACCCACCAUAAAAUUGUGGCAACAUGUGAAUUCACGUCACAAUGCACGAUGCUCAUGUGGGUAAUGCAUUGUAUAUGAUAUGAACUUUGAUAUGGCAUUAAUGGUACCUGGGUAUCUACCUGCAAUGUAACCUGUACUAAUCGAUCCACAAAGGCUGUAGGUAGUCCAUGAUUUGCGCUGUACAUAUUUUUUUCAGUUACAUUUUAAUCUGUACCCAUUCUUGUGUUCUCUGAUCAAUACAACCAUUGUAUUAUUACUACAUUUGGCUGUCUGUAUUGCAGGUUCCUGCCUUUAGCCAGACGCUCCUGUGUCUCUCAGCUCUGUUCGGUUUCCUGUGCAUGCUGUGAUGGCCUGAGACUACUACAGAGAAUAAAUGACAAAUCCCAGGAUAUUCUUCUGUACAUUUGUGUAUAACAUGCAUGUGUGUUCAUUGAGAAAGAUAAUCAGGAAUUUAUCUUGCCAUCAAAAAUAUUUCCCCCUUGACUUUUUGGCGAUGUUCUAUGCAAUGUGUCACUUUACCACUGAGCAUUCCAACAUUUAAAGGGUGGAAUAUAUCAUAAGGGAAACACUACAAAGCUGUGGAUAACUUCAUACAUAAAGCACACCUAUAGUGAGUUAUUGAAAGUAAUGGCCUUUGCAAGGGCCACAUUAAAUUACAGUGAUUUUUGUAAAAGAUUUUUAUGAUUUUUUUUUUUUUAAAUUAGAUGCAAAAUGACUAAUUAGGUCAUGCUGUUUUUCUAAAUACAAUAUAUACAUAUAAGUAUCAUUUUUGUCUAUGAUGAAUAUUAUAUAAUAAAACCUUUCCUUUAUUUAAGAAAAACAGUACUGCUCUUAACCACACGUGACCUGUUCAUAGGAAAUUAGAUAUGUUAAAUGAGAAUGUUAAGGAUGCAAAGAGGGGCAAAUUGGUAAGCAAAAUGAAUAUCUAAACAACCAAUGAAAUAGUGACUCUUUUAUGGAAAAAAGAAGCAAGAAGAAAUCCCUAUGCACAAUUAUAUAACAGCUUUUUAGCAUCACUCCAGUGGAUAUUAAAGUGUAAGCUAAGUUGCCCCGUCAAAUUAAACCUCUUUAAAUCAUACCAAUGAUUUACCUUGCUGCUUUCAACUGAGACAAAAAGUGGUAUUCUUAUGAAAAGCUACACUCUCAUUAAUCUUUAAUAGGAUACACAUGG